This is a messenger RNA of Fopius arisanus, 2034 nucleotides long. It is a transcript of the gene morgue, whose product is annotated as modifier of rpr and grim, ubiquitously expressed. The record is from RefSeq and is a predicted model, not a curated record. Lineage: Eukaryota; Metazoa; Arthropoda; Insecta; Hymenoptera; Braconidae. Gene Ontology annotation, molecular function: protein binding. The transcript is spliced from 6 exons. Bases 197 to 1603 code for a protein of 468 amino acids.
UCUCCAUAUAGUGGCACUCCAUCUCCAAAAGUCUGAUAAUUAACCAAAAAAAAAAACAUUGGUGAAUUUGUGGGCUCGUAAACAAAACUUAGUCAAUAUGACAAUCGGCUUUUUUUAUUGAAUUCAAAUUUGGAAUUUCCAUUAUUUCCCAUUUAAAAGUGCACAUUAUUUAUAUUUUUUAAUUAAUAUACUCAAGAUGGUUGACAAACUCGUGAAAACUUCGACAGAUGUUGACAAGAAUGACAGAGUCCACGAGAUUCGCGAAUGCAUUCUAUAUUCCAACAAUGAGGAUGAGUAUUUAGAAGUUGUUGAAAAUAUUCCAUGUCCAGAAUUUCAAUUUUCGACGUUGACUUGUUACAUUUGCAAUGGAUACUAUGGUCCAUGUUUUGAGGAGCCAGUCUGUGCCACGUGUCAUGCAUUUUUAUUCCCUGACUGCAUUGGAGUUGCUGCUGUACCUAUAUUCAGUGAGAAAACAGAUGAUGAGGAUUCGGGCAAUGAUGAGCCGACAGACUUAUUCUAUAAUGCAGAACAUCGUUUAAGUCAGUCUAACAGACUUCGUUCUCCACGAUUAUUGUCACCUUCUCUCAAUGAUGACGCACAUCCUUUACAUCAAGAUCACCCUCUAGAUCCUCCGGAACGUCCGGAUGUACCUCAUAAUUCUCUCGAUCAUACUACCCCCCGAGAAGAGCAGAAUAAUCAACCUUUUCAAUGGAACUGUCGAGGCUACUGCAAUCUGAGACACAAAAAUGCUGGCGAGCCGUCGAGACCGAGGAGUCUUGUUGAGAGAGUGGAGAUGUUGGCGAACCAUCGCCAUAUAGAACAUGAGCCAAUUAACGAGCCAGGUUUAGUAGAACGUCUUCCCCCAGAAGUUCUCCUCGCGGUGUUUUCUCACCUUGACGACGUGAGUUUAUGGUCAGCAGCUAAUGUCUGUCGUCGAUGGUAUGGGCUCCUACUUACCCAUGUCCCCCAUCAGCAAUGGAAGCAACACGUCACACUUCGGUGGCCUCUAAACAAAGCCAUUGGACACGUGGAAAACUGGUAUAAAAUUUAUGAUCGUUUGGCUUCCUCUGCUCCGUGUAGAACUUGCUUAGCACAGAUGUGCCUCAAGUCGAGGCCUGCAGGAAUCCAAGAUACUUCAUGGAGGAGAAAUAGAUUGCGUAUGGAACUAAAAAGCCUAAGAAUUGAUCCUCCUGAGGGCAUUGAAGCUACUCCACUGGACAGCAUGCAUUGUCACUGGCAAGCAACUAUCACUGGGCCUAUCGGAAGCCCUUAUGAGGGAGGGCUGUUUUACUUGUAUCUUCAAGUUCCUCACAGUUAUCCAAUGUGCCCGCCAGUAGUUCGUUUUCUUACAAAAAUUCUGCAUCCAAAUGUAUCAAGACAUGGAGACGUUGGAAUCGACUCAAUUCAUCAUAAUUGGUCACUUGCCCUCACAAUUUCUAAAGUGUUGAUCAGUGUGCAGAGUUUAUUGACUGACCCCUUCUGUCAGGUCUGCAUGGAGCCGGAGAUUGGCGAGAUGUACACUAAUGAUCGUGAGAAGUUCGAGGAGAUUGCACGUUCCUGGACAUGGAAGUACGCAAUGCACGAUGUGGUCACACCUUCCUAGAUCAUAACGAGAUCGACGAAAGACAAACAACAUGCAACUGGAAAAAAACCUUGAGGAACUCGCUGAAAUGUGAAGUGGUGAAAAAAAAAGAAGGAAAGAGUAGUCUCUAUUAGCUUUUAUCCGGCUCACGGAUUUUCUCUAUUUUCUGCACUGAUGGUUGGAAUGGAGUGAGAGUCCUGUAUGGGGGGUCCACCACCGUCAUUUAUUCCCGGCCGGCAGUAUUCCGGUUUCCCGGUGGCCUCAGCCGACUUUCGAAAUUAUACAGUCAUUGCUACGCUUAACUGACGCCCUCCGGGUAAUCAUCAGACGGAAAUGUUCAUUUUUUUUAUUUUCUUCUCUGAGGCUGAAGCUAAGGGCCAGAGUAAGAGCAAGAACAUUAGCGGAUACUUGUGUACAGAAACUAAACAUUAAAACAUUUUAUUUGAAAAUAA